CCGCAGCUCGAGAAAAGCCUUUGAAACUUUUAUAUAGCUGGGCUGCGAACCCCCCCCCACCUACCUUCCCCAUCCCCCACCGCCAGCUCAGGACCAAGGACGCCCCACCCCCGCGGCGCCAUUGCACCCUGGGAGAGUCGGUAUCGGACAAUGCUUGCUUCCUCUGGCCCUUUUGUGGUCCAGGCCUCUUCUCUCCUCCGCGCCUUCCCUCUGCUCCCUGUGUCCUAGCGGCUGCAAUUGCAGAGACCCCGAACGCUAAUAGAGAAAAUGAAGCUUACGGCAACAAAUGGCCUCCAUGAGGAGGAGAGCCCAGAGAGAGCAGAAUCCGAAAACGAAGAACUGAAUUCAAAUGCGGGAUUAGACCUGCCAUUUAUGAUGUUGCCCCACCCCCUACUUCCCGUUAGCCUGCCUCCUGCAUCAGUUGCCAUGGUGAUGCAUCAGAUGAACCACUUCAAUACUAUUUCCAACAUGGCUGCUGCAGCACAGAGGCAGAGCCCACUCUCCAGAGCAGGGGCUUCUGUUAUCAAAGAAACCGACAGUUCUCCUGCUACUUCUCCGGAACAGAGUGGUGGGCUUGAGGGCCAGGAUGCUUCUAGCUGCUCCCAAUCCCAGCUUGAGGACACGCCCAAGGUAAUUGCUGAUGAUGGAGAAAAAGAGCUUCCUGAUCAAGGUAAUGGGUCAAAUCCAAAAAAACUCCAGAAGGAAAAAGGAGAGAUGCAGAUUGCCAUUCCAGUGAUGAAACCAAACCUGGAUAAAAGUCAACUGGCAGGACAACUAGUUGCUCCUGGAUUCUCAACCCCAUUUAUUUUUGCGGAUAGCCUUUCCUCUGUGGAAACACUCUUAACCAAUAUUCAGUUCCUGCUGAAAGUGGCCCUGGACAGUGCCCGUGUCCAGGAAAGGCAAAUGCAAGAAGAAAAGAAGGAGCUGAGAAUGGAGCUCUACAGAGAGAGAGAGAUGCGGGAGACCCUGGAAAGGCAGCUUGCGGUUGAGCUGCAAAGCCGCGCCACAGUUCAAAGGCGCCUGAAGAAAGAGAAAAAGGCCAAGAGAAAGCUACAGGAAGUCCUGGAGUUUGAAUCCAAGCGCAGAGAGCAAAUGGAGCAGGCACUGAGGCAGGCCACUGGAGGUGACAGUGUGCUUAGCAUCCUGAGAGGUUUUGGAUUCUCAGAAAGAGAUCUUGAAGGCAUUGGGACUGAGUCUGACAGUGCAGAAAUGCAGGAAAACAUCAACCCCACCACCAUGUACUGAGAGGACUUUCUAUUAAAAAAAUAUAUAUAUCUAUGUAUGUACCAUCAUCCAUUAUCUGAAGACUCAUGUAUAUUUCAUUUAAGAAUACCCUACCAACCUUUCCUUGCUGUCCAGUGCUGGGUGGAGAAUGAAGGUUGCAGCAUGAAGUUGGAAGAACUGUUUGUUACAUUUAAAUCUCCAGCAGCUUUGUGAAGAAACAUGGAAAGGUUUUAUAAGCUCCCCAUGCUAAGCUAAGCCUGUUGCAGUUGAUCGUUUGUAGGUCCCUCCUCCCAGAGAAGUUUUAGAAUUUUUAAGCACAUGCAAGAAUUAUUCCCUCUGAGAGAACUAACUUUCUUCCCCUCCCCAACCUUUAAAGAGGCAGUAGUUUUGUUGAACAGUGGCACAAAUAUAUUAAUCGGCCUGAAACGUCCCCACUGGCUUUACUUAAGUGCAGAUCCUGAGUCCGCUUUUGCACCAAGACCAAUCACCGUGGAGCUGUUGCAGUUGUGUUCGUACUUUAAGCUUUGUUUACUGAACCAGAUAUUCAAUAAAUAUUACAUUUUGCUGAGAAA
Gracilinanus agilis (Agile Gracile Mouse Opossum) is the source of this 1796-nucleotide messenger RNA. RefSeq names its product dachshund homolog 2-like. The record is from RefSeq and is a predicted model, not a curated record. The coding region runs from base 268 to 1245 and encodes 325 amino acids. Lineage: Eukaryota; Metazoa; Chordata; Mammalia; Didelphimorphia; Didelphidae. The transcript has 2 exons.